UGAGGAGUAUGUGGGAGAGGAGGAGGGAGCAGGACGAGGCAGGGAGGUGUGUAGCUCUGCUGCUGCUGCUGAAAAUCCACUCCAGAUAAAUGCAUUUCCUCUGCCGCAGCACGGCCAGGAGGCUGCUUUGAAACGUCCAGCAGACAACAUUGUCUUCCUCUUCCACGCCGACUGUCCAUCAGAGGGAAGGAGGCUCUCCAGACCUCCGCAAGCUCAUCCUUUUGUUCCCUUCAAAACGCUUCCCUUUCGUGUCUUCUGAGACUUCUUAAGGACCUAAAAGUGCGCUGACCCGAGACAGCUGGAGCUCUGCAUCUGCAGGUCAGAUGUUGGUUACCGUGAGUCCAAAGUUCAUUUUACAGCUCGUUUGAGAUUCCUGUUCCUGGACGUACGUCUGGUCUGUUUCAUCCUCGUCAUCGUUGCGCUUCCAACGGAGAAAUGAGGGCUGAGGUGCUGGUCAUCUGGGUCAGUGUGACCCUGUGCUGCGCCCUGUCCUGUGCCGGAGCAGCCGUAAAGGAGAACAAAGUCUCCGAAGGCCAGGUUCAGGCCAGAGAAACGCGAGGACUGGUCCAACACAGGAGACCGGAGGAGGAAGGAGAUGUUGAAAUGUCAGACGAGCCUGCUGUAGAGGUGAAAGCGGAGAAGACGAAGCCAAAGAAGAAGAAAACACCUGAGGAAAUUGAGGCAGCCAGAGCAAAGAAAGCAGCAGAGAAGGAGGCCAAAGCAAAGAAGCAGAAGGCCCCCAAGCCCACCAAAAAGCCAAAACCCCCAAAAGCCACCAAGAAACCGAAACCACCAAAACCCACAAAGAAGCCAAAGGCGCCCAAACCCACCAAGAAACCAAAGACAACAACCACGGUGCAGCCACACACCAAGCGUCCUUCUCUGGAUGAGGAAGAGGAGAAACUGCUGAUCGAACUGGGCUGGGACACAUUAUUUCAGCCUGUGACCCCAAAGGGGCCCGAAAGAGAGGAGCCUGUUGAGCCGGGCCUGGAUAAGGUGCCUGGUGGAUCCCCCGGUAAAAAGGAGGCCACAACUACUGAGGUCAUCAUGUACAUACCAGAGGAAGUCACCACUGUUCCAUAUGUAGGUCCCUGGUACGAAGAAUACGAUUACGAUGACCUGGCCGUUAAGAAACAAGAAGAGGAGGAGGAGAGAGCUCGAAAGGAAAAGGCAGAGAAAGCUGAGCGGCUGAGGAAGAAGUGGGAGGAGGAGGACGACGAGGAGAGGCUGAAGCAGAGUUCAGUGCCCACCGAACCUAAAAAGUGUCCUCCCCUGGGCUUGGAGUCUCACCGGGUGGAGGACGACCAGCUGCUGGCUUCCUCCCAGUCUCACCAUGGCUUCACGGCUGAGAGGGGACGACUCAACAUGCAGGGCUCCGAUAAUGAGGAGGAUAUGUACGGAGGCGCGUGGUGCGCGGAGCCAGAGGAGAGAAACCACUGGUUUGAGGUAGAUGCCCGUCGAGAGGUGGAGUUCACUGGGGUCAUCACCCAGGGACGAAACUCAGAGCAAGAUGAGGAUUUCGUGUCCUCCUACUUUGUGGCCUUCAGUAACGACAGUCGCGACUGGACCUUACUUCACGAUGGCUACGCUGAAUGGUUGUUCUAUGGAAACGUGGAUAAGGACACACCGGUGAUGAGUCAGUUUUCUACACCCGUGGUGGCCCGUUACAUCCGCAUCCUGCCUCAGAGCUGGAACGGCAGCCUGUGUCUCAGGGCUGAGAUCCUGGCCUGUCAACUCCCCAGCGGUUAUCGCAGUGAGAAUGAGGUGAACCCAUCGGACGACCUGGACUUCAGACACCACAACUACAAGGACAUGAGACAGGUCUAUGAUGAAGGUCUUCCAGAUGUGAUCACCAGGAUUAAAAGCUCUCAGGGCCUGAAGAUGUAUGCCAUGGAGAUCUCUGACAACCCAGGGGAGCAUGAGACAGGCGAACCAGAAUUUCGAUACACGGCUGGUCUCCACGGCAACGAGGCGCUGGGCCGAGAGCUUCUCCUCCUGCUCAUGCAGUUUCUGUGCAAGGAGUACAACGACGAAAACCCCAGAGUGCGCCGCCUGGUGGACGGAGUGAGAAUACACCUGGUGCCUUCGCUCAACCCCGAUGCUUACGAGCUGGCCUAUGAGAUGGGCUCAGAGAUGGGGAACUGGGCACUGGGCCACUGGACUGAAGAAGGUUACGACAUUUUCCAGAAUUUCCCGGACCUCAACAGCAUCUUGUGGGGUGCCGAGGAAAGAGGCUGGGUGCCCCGUGUGGUGCCCAAUCAUCACAUUCCCUUACCAGAAAACUUCCUCAAUGGCUCUCUUGCUGCUGAGACUAAAGCCAUCAUUUCCUGGAUGGAGCGCAACCCAUUUGUGCUGGGAGCUAAUUUGCAAGGAGGAGAAAAACUGGUCGCAUACCCCUUUGACAUGCAGCGCCCACCAGUUUCUUCAAUCGACAGCCGGCGUUGGAGGACCAAUGGUGAAAUGAACGAGGAGACGUGGGCCCGUAUCCAGCGGCAGAACGAUGGGGCUCUGAGGGAGACGCCAGACGACGCCAUGUUUCGAUGGUUGGCAAUGUCGUACGCCCACAGCCAUCUGACCAUGACCGAGACCUACCGGGGCUCCUGCCACGGUGAUGACGUCACCGGGGGACAGGGCAUCAUCAACAGAGCCAGCUGGAAGCCGGUGGUGGGCAGUAUGAAUGACUUCAGCUACCUGCACACCAACUGCUUCGAGCUCUCCAUUUUCCUGGGCUGUGACAAGUUCCCCCAUGAAAGUGAACUACCUCUCGAGUGGGAGAACAACCGCGAGGCUCUGCUGUCCUUCAUUGAACAAGUUAAUCGAGGGAUAAAGGGUUCAGUGACAGAUGGGGAUGGAAAUCCACUGCCUAACGCCACCAUAUCCGUGGAGGGAAUACGGCACGAUGUCAGAACUGCUGUAGGUGGCGAUUACUGGCGGCUGCUGAAUCCUGGAGAGUACAGAGUAACGGCCAGAGCCGACGGCUACACCCCUCAGACCAGACUCUGCAUGGUGGGCUACGACUCUGGAGCCACUCGGUGCAGCUUCACCUUAGCAAAAUCCAACUGGGACCGCAUCAAGCACAUCAUGUCGCUGAACGGCGGGAGGCCCAUUCGACUGGUCCCCAAGGCAAAUGUAGUGAAAACGACCACGGCCAGCAUGGUGGGAGCCACCAGCCCCGUCCCAGAGAUUGACGCCCACGCCAUCGCUCAGAAAGUGGAGCGACAAAGGCGGCUCCGGCUCAUGCGUUUACGCAGGCUGCGUCUGCACCGAUUAAGAGCGAAUCUUAGUACCACUCCUACUACUACUACUACUACUACUACUACUACGACGACAACAACCACCACAACAACAACCACCACCACAACUCAACCACCUGAAACUGAGAGAACAACCUCCUGGUACGACUCCUGGUUUCCUGUGGACAGUUGGUCGACCGAGAACCCAUUCGACAGCGUAAUCUUUGACUCAGUGCCCACGCAGGACUAUCCUUUUGAAUUCACUAUUGAUUGAUCCCUACACUGUACGAGCCCACAUUUAUGUUACGCAAAGACCUUACUAACCACUUCAUGAUCCUCCAACACCAGAGCUUUAAGAAUACAAAUUACACAGGUUGUUAAUUUUUCAGGUGUCAGAAAGUUUUCACCUCUUGGGUUUACAGUUGAGCGGAGAGAGGCACGUCCAGAAGACGCUUUUUGUCUUUUUGCAAAGUUCUUUACAGAGGAUUGAUCUGGAAUAGAAAGCCUCUGCUGAGCAGAGACUAUAGAGCACAAGUUCGGUUGAGUUUCUGUUCAGUAAAACAAAAUACAGUACGUCACAAUACAAACAGGACAUGUUUAAGUACUUUUCCAUAAGAAAUCUAUAAACACCUUUAUGUUUCUUUAAUAGCUUUACAGUGCGAUUGCUGGCCUCAGUUAAAUGUACUGCAGAAUGCAUUUGAUUAAAAUGAAGUUAUUUUC
Messenger RNA from Xiphias gladius (swordfish), 3953 nucleotides. RefSeq names its product AE binding protein 1a (gene aebp1a). The coding region runs from base 436 to 3507 and encodes 1023 amino acids. The transcript is spliced from 20 exons. Gene Ontology annotation, biological process: proteolysis; negative regulation of transcription by RNA polymerase II. Gene Ontology annotation, molecular function: RNA polymerase II transcription regulatory region sequence-specific DNA binding; zinc ion binding; metallocarboxypeptidase activity. NCBI's taxonomy places the organism in Eukaryota, Metazoa, Chordata, Actinopteri, Istiophoriformes, Xiphiidae. The record is from RefSeq and is a predicted model, not a curated record.